GGUGAGAAGCAGAGAACGAAGAGAGAGAUGUGGGAGAGAAAGAAAAUGUGCGUGACGGAUGAGGAGGGGAGGGCUGUCUGAGAGGAGGGGUAAAGAAAGCAGUAAGGUGUAUCCAAGUGUGUACAAGACUUUUUGUUUCUUGACUUGCUCGCACAGAUGCUUCUGCACCGGUACCGACUCAACCGCAAUAACAUGCCCGUCCCUCUACUACGCGUUCUAGCUGUCAUUCUCUGUUGGGUACCCCCGCUGGUUCGUUCGCAUUACCACUGGCCGUCCAGCACUGCCCCUCUGCAAUCUGAGUGGCGGUCGGCGCGUGCCACCUUCUACGCUCCGGCGGAUCCACGGGACGUGGUCGGCGGUGCUUGCGGGUUUGGUGAUUUGGAGAAGGGAGGCUACGGCAAGGCCACGGCUGGGCUGAGCACCGCUCUGUUCGAUAGGGGUCAGAUCUGCGGCGCGUGCUUCGAGGUCAGGUGCGUGGACGACACGCGCUGGUGCAUUCCGGGAACCUCCAUCAUUGUGACAGCGACAAACUUCUGCGCUCCCAACUACGGGUUGGAGUCCGACGGCGGAGGCCAUUGCAAUCCGCCAAAUGCUCACUUCGUGCUACCAAUCGAGGCCUUUGAAAAGAUUGCUAUUUGGAAAGCUUCAAACAUGCCCAUUCAGUAUCGCAGCAGAAUAAAGUGCAGAAAGGAAGGAGGAGUGAGGUUCACCAUAACAGGUGCUGGGAUCUCUCUGACAGUGUUAAUAAGCAAUGUUGCUGGUGCGGGGGAUAUAGUGACAGUGAAGAUUAAGGGUCCAAGAACUGGAUGGCUGCCUAUGGGCAGAAACUGGGGACAAAAUUGGCACAUAAAUGCUGACUUGAGGAAUCAGCCUCUUUCAUUUGAGUUGACCACUAGCGAUCGGGUCACCCUUGCUUCUUAUAGUGUUGCUCCCAAGAACUGGAACUUUGGGCAGACCUUUGAAGGUAAGCAGUUCGAACUUUGAAGCUUAAUUAAGACGUGGCUGGGCAAUGAAGGAUUCAAAUAUAAGUCUUUAAAAUGCCACUGUUUUGUGUGUUCAUGUUUAUGUGUGUGGCUAAUUGUAAUUACAAAUUCCAAACUGUGCUUAGUAUAUGAAUUCUUCCACACUGUCAACAUUUCUAAAUCUUCGAGUUGUGUCCUUUAUAGUUUAUAUGCAUCCCGUGAUUUUUUUCCCAAAUGAAUGAUUAUAUAAUCAAGGAAACAGACUUGAAGAACACUUUUAUCAUUGCUGUUAUCAAAUUCAAAGUCAAUAAGAUCUUAUGCAAAUAUGCAUUUAA
Molecule: messenger RNA, 1297 nt
Organism: Cuscuta epithymum
Lineage: Eukaryota; Viridiplantae; Streptophyta; Magnoliopsida; Solanales; Convolvulaceae
Source: the annotation of a GenBank genome assembly